AUGUCUGCAGCCUUGUGCGCCCAGCUUCUUCUUCUUCUUCUUCUUCUUCUUCUUCUUCUUCUUCUUCUUCUUCUUCUUCUUCUGCGUCUUCUUCUUCUUAUUCGGCUUCUUCUUCUUCUUCUUGUUCUUCUUCUUUAUUUUUGUCUUCUUCUUCUUAAUGCGUAGGCAUUAAUUCUGGCUUAUUUCUUUGGUGUUUUUUCCUUUUGCUUACGUUUAUCAGCCUUGUUUCUUUCUUCGUUUUUUUCUCUGCGCAUUCUUUUUUACUUCUUUUCUUUUCGUUUUUGGGACUUUUUUCGCUUUUUUUCCUUUUUCCUUUUCGUUUUUUUCUUUCUCUUUUUCUUCUCUUGGCUUUAUUUUUUUCUACGUUUUCUCUUAGUUUUUCUUGUUUUUUGUUUUUUUUCCUUUUUUGUUAUGGUGUGCCUUGUUUUUUAUUUUUCUUCUGCUUUCCUUUUUUCUCCCUCCACUCUUUUUUCUUUCUUUUACUUUUAGUCUGAUUUUUCAUUGAAAUUUUUCUUACCUUUACGUUUCCUCGUCUUCUUUUUUGGAGCGUUUUUUAUUAAGUUUUUGUAUUUUUAAAUGAAAUCUUUUUAAUCUGUUUCUUUUUUUCGCAUUUUUUCUCAUUUUUAAUACCCUGAUUGUUAUUCUUUGUCAAAUAUUUGCUCCGGCCAGUUUAACUCCACCUUCAAUGUUGGAUUACUACAUUUCACGUGACUUUUUCAUCUUUUGUUUGGUGCCUUUUGUGUAGUCUUUUAUCCUUUAUGGCUAAUAUUUUUACAGAUCUCUAUCGUCACACGUAAACAAUUUUCUUUUAGCGGGUUUGUAACAUUGCGUACUUAGAUGUUUUUUAGAGAUUGUGUCAUCGUUAGCCUAAAUUUGCAUUUAAAUGGCUUCAAAAGACGUUUUAAUAUUAAACAUUUGUUCAUGACUGCCUGUGUACACAUCUUCUUUCAAAACGGAUAGUUCGAUCUUCAGAGCGCAUUCUUAGGCUAAUUGUUACAUCGGAUCCAUCUCGUCACUUCAUCAUUCACAAUACUGACCUAAGUUAACCACUCUCUUCUAGAAACUCCUAUGCCGCCGACCAACACUACGAAUGCUACCACAGCGCCCCCCUGUCAGACUACGACCACGCCGUGUCCUUGCCACACCACGACCACGCCGUGUCCUUGCCAGACUACGACCACGCCGUGUCCUUGCCAAACCACGACAACGCCGUGUCCUUGCCAGACUACGACCACGCCGUGUCCUUGCCAAACCACGACAACGCCGUGUCCUUGCCAGACCACGACCACGCCGUGUCCUUGCCAGACUACGAAACCACCGUGUCCAUGUCAUACUACGAAACCACCGUGUCCUUCCCAAACAACGGGUAAAUGCUAAUUAGUAACAGACCAUUAUUUGCCCGGCUUCAUGCCACCAUGUACUUGGUUAAAAGUGCGCUGUCUGGGGGCCGGUGAUUAACAAACAUAGAAUACUCUAAAGUAAACAUCCGUCAUUUUCAGUUUGUUUUCUGGGGAACUAGACAGAUUGCGGAUCUUCAGUAACACCCAUACCGUUAUUAGUUUAUAAGAUAACAAACGGCCAUUUGGUAUUUCCGUUUCAGCCAAUCCCUGUCCACUUGCUGCAAAAUGUAAGUAACAUGCCAAGUAAAAUUUAGUGUACUCAUUUAAAAAUUCAGCCCGUAUUUUCACUUUGCAUUCUAUAAAUGACAGAAAUGUCCAUGCCCAUGUCAUGCUAAGACCACGCCAUGUCCUUGCCAUACUACGAAACAGCCGUGUCCUCCUUAAACAACCCGUAGGUGUUAUGAGUAACAGGCUAUUCUCUGUUAAAUCUCACUCUAACAUGCUCUCAGAUGAUUUUAAGCUGUGUAGAGUCCGGUACUUGACGAUUCCCCUGCGUUCUGGUAAAACAGAGACGAAGAUUAUGCUAAUGCAAAAGCUCUUCGUUUAUAACUAAAUUCCUAGGCAAACAGAAGCAUUUUGGACUUUUGAUAUAAGUUUAAAUGUCCGUAAACGUUUGAUUUGUCAGAGACAGUUUAUACCUACCGAACGGUCGUUAGAUGCAAGUCCUAUUUCAAGCUAGAAUCAAAUGAUUUUAAACAAUAUUACUGGACCUACCUUGACUAUAUACAUUUAUUAUUUUAACGUUCAUGACUAUUUGCCAUCAUCCCUUAUAAUAGUGACAUACACUGUUAAGAGGUUCUAAAUUUAAUGUUGUGAAUGUUGCCUAUUUCAUUAUAGGAGUCACUAA
Spirometra erinaceieuropaei is the source of this 2247-nucleotide messenger RNA. The record is from the annotation of a GenBank genome assembly. Lineage: Eukaryota; Metazoa; Platyhelminthes; Cestoda; Diphyllobothriidea; Diphyllobothriidae.